Messenger RNA from Symbiodinium sp. CCMP2592, 2247 nucleotides. The record is from the annotation of a GenBank genome assembly. NCBI's taxonomy places the organism in Eukaryota, Dinophyceae, Suessiales, Symbiodiniaceae.
AUGGUUGCGGUCACCGUCCCUCACCACGAGGAGUCGCGGUCAGUUUCGGGCUCGUGCCAGCUACAAAGCGCCGAAGGCUUUUGGGACCUGCAUCGCCGACUCGGCGAGUGCUACGAGGCUGAUGUUGCUCAGUUUCGAGAGUCCACAAACAUCACUUUGCCAAGGCGGCCGUCCAUUGUGGCAAAGCCCAGGACCAGAAGCCAGGAGAACCGAAGAGUGUCGUUGACAUCCGAGCCAGAUGGUCAGCAGCAUGGGGCCCUGCUUGCUGUUGAUCAUCAGAGCAGCCUGUCUUCGGCUCAUGAUGCCGCUGGCCGUCCUCGCUCCGCGAUCCCAGUGGAGGGGGCGCUGAUUCGGCAGAAAACCCCUGACAGUGAUCUUCAGUCUAGCCCAAGAAGCCCGACGAGAGCUCGAGUGACGUCCAUCAAAGAUCGCGUUAGCUCGAUGAAAAGCAUCCGCGUGCCCUCGCGCGACCUCAGCGCGCUGCAGCCGCCAUUCGGGAACCCGACCAUGAUGGAUUCCCCGACACGGCGGGAGAAGUCUGACACUUCUGCCAGCGCCGGAAAGCACAUGUUCCUGACUCGUGGAGAGGCCGCACGCUCUGGAGAGAUGAGCAUUGACCAGGACCUCAUUCCACGGCCCACGUGGACAAGAAUUGGCUUGAAGAGCGUCCCGAAGGCUCUCACCGCGAAGAAGUCCAGCGUAGCAAGUUUGGAGGAUUCUUCCUUUUCGGCGCCCUAUGUCAGCGAGACAGUCGAGGAGGAAAAGACUAGAAUCUUACAUCCUGGAGGCUUUGUGCGAACUGUUUGGGAAAUUCUCACAGUGAUGUGGCUGCUGCAUGAUGUUGUGUUUAUUCCACUGCAGUUCUUCGACCUCCCUGAGUCAGAACUUCUGAACGUACUGUCGUGGUCGACGAUUGCGUUCUGGAGCGUUGACAUUCUGAUGUCUUUCCGCACUGGAGUCUACAGCAAGGGGGUGCUGGUGAUGGAUGCAACGGCUGUGGCACGGAAAUACGCGCGGACGUGGCUGCCGGUGGACAUCAUGCUGGUCUCCAUAGAUUGGAUUGCCCUAGCCUUGGAAGGCAGCCGGGGGCAGCAGGAGGGUCACAAUGUCCUGUGGAUUCUCCGCCUACUGCGCCUGGUGCGUGUCGUCCGCCUGGGCAAAAUGAGCCGGACAGCUUUAGUGCUGCAGGAGGCCAUGCAAGGCUGGGCCGUGAACGUCCAGUUCAGCGUGGCCAUGAACAUCAUCCGGCUGUUGCUUUUGAAUCACAUGAUUGCCUGUGCAUGGUGGGGCUUUUCCCACAUUGGCGGCAAGGCAGAUGGGUGGUCAACCCAGUACGGGGUGGAGGAAGAAGACCGGCUGUACGGCUAUAUGACGAGUCUACAUUGGGCCAUCGCACAGCUCGGGGUGGGGGCCACUGGAGUCGAGGCCACGAACUUGCCCGAACGCAUCUUCAGUAUUUUCGUUGCCCUCAUUUCGCUGAUCACUUUCUCCACCAUGGUGUCGUCAAUGACGUCCAUGAUGACAGCGUAUUCCCGAAGCAAGGAGGAGGAAGCGCGCCAUUUCAGUCUGUUGCAACGGUACCUGCUGCACAACAAGGUUUCCACGAACCUGAGCCAGCGAAUUACGAAGUUCCUGCAGCAUGCCUACAUGGCCCAGCAUAAGGCGUCCUCACAGGACAUGCAUGUGCCCUUACUGGACAUGCUGUCACGUCCGCUGAUGAAUGAGUUGCAGCUGGAAAAGCACCAGAAGGACAUGGAGAGGUUGCCCUUCCUGAAAGCUAUCUUGAGUUGGCACAAUGUGCAGACGGUGGACAGCAUGCGGAACUUGGCGAGCUCCUCGUUUACAGUGUGUACGGUUGCCACCAAGGAUGUUAUCUUCUGCAGCGGCGUCGAGGCAUUGGCGGCGUAUUUGCCCAUCACUGGAGACGUCUCCUACCUUCAGGAUGGGAGGCAAGCCGAACCGUGCCUCCAUGUCUGGACGGCAGAGAUGUGCCUUUGGACGGAGUGGUAUUUCCUGGGCGACCUCAUCGCAACGGAUGUGUCGCGGAUUUUGAUGCUGGACAUGGAGAGCUUCAGCAGAACCAUCGCCUCCAACCCGCUGAUGCACGGCCUGGCGGUGCAAUAUGCGAAGGAGUACACCAACAAUCUGCGACGUGAGGCUGGCAAAGCACGACACAUCUUCAGCCAUGGUCAGUUUGUGAUAGUGUUGUGGUGUUCAAUGGCUAGGACAGCCUUCUCUUUGUGUUGA